CAGGGCGGAACGGAAGGAUUGCAUGUCCGGGUUCUAAGAAGGCGUCCCGGGGAAGUAGAGCACGGAGCCGCUGAAAGAGCGCGGUUCCUGUAGUUGAUGAUUCUUCCAAAUGUGAAGAAUGGCUUAAAUCCAGCUACUUCAAAAUUAGUGUUUGGACAUCUUACCAUUCAAGUAGAGAUGAAAAUAUAUGACAAAUGGAAAUGUGAUCCUAAAAGAAAUUGAAUGAAAUAAGAAUCAACUUGAAUACAGCAUGGGGAUGUUUUGUUCAAUCAUUAGAUUUGAAAAUCUCUAUGAACUGAAAAGACUAUGCCACUGGGGACCAAUCAUAGCACUUAGUGUAAUAGCAAUAUGUUCUGUCAUGGCUAUCAUUGAUGCAGUCCUGUGGUACUGGCCUUUGGAUACGACAGGAGGAAGUAUUAAUUUCAUCAUGCUCAUCAAUUGGACUGUUAUGAUCCUUUAUAACUACUUCAAUGCCAUGUUUGUUGGCCCUGGAUAUGUUCCUAUUGGAUGGAAACCAGAAAACUCUCAGGACUCCAUGUAUCUUCAAUACUGUAAAAUAUGCCAAUCUUACAAAGCACCACGUUCACAUCACUGCCGAAAAUGUAACAGGUGUGUAAUGAAGAUGGACCACCACUGUCCAUGGAUUAAUAACUGCUGUGGAUUUCAGAAUCAUGCCUCAUUUACACUCUUUCUUCUGCUAGCCCCUCUGGGCUGUAUCCACGCUGCUUUUAUUUUUGUCAUGACCAUGUAUACUCAGCUUUAUAACAGGGUCUCCUUUGGCUGGAGUUCUGUGAAAAUUGAUAUGAGUGCAGUCAGGAGGGAUCCCCGGCCAAUCAUUCCUUUUGAGUUGUCUGCAUUUGCUGCCUCGUUAUUUGCCCUGGGACUGGCAUUAGGUACUACACUAGCAGUUGGAAUGUUGUUUGUUAUCCAGAUGAAAAUAAUCUUAAGGAAUAAAACUUCAAUAGAAUUAUGGAUUGAAGAAAAGGCCAAAGAUCGCAUUCAGUAUUAUCAAACAAAAGAAGUCUUUGUAUUUCCUUAUGACCUGGGAAGCAAAUGGGAUAACUUCAAGCAAGUCUUUACAUGGUCUGGAAAUCCAGAAGGAGAUGGCUUGGAAUGGCCUAUAAGAGAAGGCUGCCAUCAAUACAGUUUAACAAUUGAACAGUUAAAACAGAAAGCUGACAAGAGAGUGAGAAGUGUACGGUAUCAAGCAUUAGAAGACUAUAAUGGGGCCUUUUGCCCUGUUACGAAAGGUGUGAGGACUUUCUGUACGACUCCAUGCACAGAAGAACCUAGAAUUGUCCUUCACAAGGGAGAUCACAUUUUAGCCACCCGAGGACUGAAGCACUGGAUGUAUGGCGACAAAAUUACUGACCUGCCAACAAAUGAUGGGGAGAGAAUCAGAGGUUGGUUCCCAAGAAAAUGUGUGGAAAAAUGCCUGUAUGAUUCUGAAUCAGAUCAGCCAUUGGAUGGAGAAAAGAAAGCAAGAUAACCCUUGUGAUAACUGGAAAAGUUUGCUUUGGACCACUGUCCUUCUACUUGAAUAUUGUGUAUAUAUUAUUAUGUAUGGAACAAAGAUCACAUUUUGUGUGUUUGCAAGGAUGGGAGCUUCAGUGCCAUAAUCCUAAUCAUCUUUUGCCAUUUUUAAAAGAGAGGAAGCCAUUUCAUGGACACUUUUUCAUAUUAAAGCUUUCACAAUAUAGAGCA
Molecule: messenger RNA, 1704 nt
Organism: Thamnophis sirtalis
Lineage: Eukaryota; Metazoa; Chordata; Lepidosauria; Squamata; Natricidae
Source: RefSeq, a predicted model, not a curated record